UCAGCUGAAGAGCGUAUUCGACCGCAACCGCAAAACAAACUCAAACUCGAGCUAAUCGCCGCAUAAAUUGCCCGUCGAAUUGAACAAUUGAACAUUCUCUGUUCGCAGCUCAAAUUGGAAAUAAGUCCAAAAUCGCCAGUGCGAGCGGUUAAAUAAUAUAUGUAUAAAAAUAAUAACAAAUAAACAGCUGUUUGCAUUUGCGUGUUUUGAAGAUUAUUUAAAUUGAAGCUACAAAAUGAGAUUGGUAAUUUUGGAGACCAGCGAUUCGGUUGGCAAGUGGGCGGCUAAAUAUGUGAUGAAACGGAUAAACGACUUCCAACCGAAUGCAGACAAAUACUUUGUUUUGGGUCUGCCCACGGGAUCCACUCCUCUGGGAAUGUACAAAGAAUUAAUUGAGUUCCACAAACAAGGAAAGGUAUCCUUUCAAUAUGUAAAAACCUUUAACAUGGAUGAGUAUGUGGGUCUACCCAGGGAUCACCACGAAAGCUAUCACUACUUCAUGUGGCACAACUUCUUCAAGCACAUCGAUAUUGAGCCCAAAAAUGUGCACAUUUUGGAUGGCAAUGCAGCCGAUCUGGUGGCCGAGUGCAACAAGUUCGAGGAUCAGAUCCGAGAAGCCGGAGGAGUGGAGCUCUUCAUUGGUGGCAUUGGACCCGAUGGGCACAUUGCCUUCAAUGAACCCGGAUCCUCGUUGGUUUCCAGAACCCGAGUGAAAACUUUGGCUCAAGAUACGCUCGAAGCGAAUGCCAGAUUCUUUGAUAAUGAUAUGAGCAAGGUGCCCAAGCAGGCUUUAACCGUGGGAGUUGGCACCGUGAUGGACUCCAAGGAGGUGAUGAUCCUCAUCACGGGUGCCCACAAGGCCUUCGCUCUUUACAAGGCCAUCGAGGAGGGAGUGAACCACAUGUGGACCGUCAGUGCCUUCCAGCAGCAUGCCAACACACUGAUGAUCUGCGACGAGGAUGCCACCUUGGAGCUGAGAGUUAAGACAGUGAAAUACUUUAAGGGCAUUCUCAGAGACCUCGACGAAGGUUCCCAACAGGAGGGCUACACUGAUUUUGCAGCCUAAUGGACGUCCAUUCCAAGUUGAUAGAGCAACAAAAGACAACGUAACCCCAGAUGAUUCAAAAAUACAUGUGGACUCUGAAACUCGAUACCAUCUGCCCUUCAGUAUAGUUAAUCAAAUCAAAAUUGAACGAACUUUUAUAUAAUAAAUGUAUUUUUAUAUGUUAAACUUUCGAAUUUAUACAUUUAUGUUGUUAAGGACUAUGUUGAAAAGAUUUCUCACUAAAUAAAUAUAUUGAUAUAUUAAAAAUUCAA
Messenger RNA from Drosophila ficusphila, 1317 nucleotides. RefSeq names its product glucosamine-6-phosphate isomerase (gene Oscillin). Gene Ontology annotation, molecular function: glucosamine-6-phosphate deaminase activity; identical protein binding. Bases 236 to 1066 code for a protein of 276 amino acids. Gene Ontology annotation, cellular component: cytoplasm. The record is from RefSeq and is a predicted model, not a curated record. The transcript has 6 exons. NCBI's taxonomy places the organism in Eukaryota, Metazoa, Arthropoda, Insecta, Diptera, Drosophilidae. Gene Ontology annotation, biological process: carbohydrate metabolic process; N-acetylglucosamine catabolic process; D-glucosamine catabolic process.